Myodes glareolus (Bank vole) is the source of this 3447-nucleotide messenger RNA. Lineage: Eukaryota; Metazoa; Chordata; Mammalia; Rodentia; Cricetidae. The record is from RefSeq and is a predicted model, not a curated record.
GGGGCCCCCCUCCCCCGCCAGGGUCUGCACAAAGGCAGGAGCGCCCUAUGGGGCCCCAAGAUGCACGGGAACUACGGGGGUGGCACGACAGACGUGGGCCCCUGGGAUGGCACUGGGAAGGGUCCAGUCUCUGCGCGCCUUGGGGGGCCUACAGCCGCCCCCUCUUGUGCCCGCGGUCUCGCCGCUUCCGCAUCUGCUCGGCGGCCCCCUCUGCGUCUGGCUGUCUCCCCAUCACUUACGUCUCUCUGCCCCCCUUUGUUCUCGCUUCCCCACACCUCCCCCAAUCCGGUAUUUAAAUCGCCUCCAGGCCAGGGAGUCUCCCCUCCCCUCAUCCCCUCGCGGGCCUCUGGGGACACGCAGUGUCCAUCCCCAGCGGAGGGGCCCUUGUGGGGGAGGGGCGAGGGGGAGGGUCUCCUUUGUUUGAGCAGCAGACUGUGCCGGGGAGGGAGGGGGAGAGCCCGGGUCGUUGUAGCCCCCGAAGGCCUCUAUCAGAAAAGGCCGGAGCCCCGCGGCGCCCACAAAGACGAGCCCGGCCGGCUCAGUUCGGGGAAGCUGCAGGAAUUCGGCGUGGGGGAUGGUAGCAAGUUGACGCUCGUGCCCACGGUGGAAGCUGGCCUUAUGUCCCAAGCCUCGAGGCCGGAGCAGUCCGUUAUGCAAGCUCUGGAAAGUUUGACCGAGACCCAGCCCCCAGCGACACCCGGGCCAGGCCGGGCUGCCGGAGGAGGCUUCCGGAAAUACAGAUUGAUUUUAUUUAAGCGUCCGUGGCACCGACAGGGACCCCAGAGCCCAGAGAGGGGCGGCGAGAGGCCCCAGGUCAGUGACUUUUUGUCAGGCCGCUCACCUCUGACCCUGGCCCUUCGCGUUGGGGAUCACAUGAUGUUUGUACAGUUGCAACUGGCUGCCCAACACGCCCCGCUCCAGCACCGCCAUGUGCUUGCAGCUGCCGCUGCAGCCGCUGCCGCCGCUCGGGGAGAUCCCAGUGUAACUGCCCCAGUGUCCUCACCCUGCAGGCCGGCGUCCAGUGCCGCCAGAGUCCCCCCGGUAUCCAGCAGCCCUUCGCCUGUGUCCCCUUCACCUGUCACCGCUGGCUCCUUUCGAUCCCACGCAGCCUCUGCAGCUUCUACAGCCUGUUCCGAGCAGCAGAUGGACUGUUCCCCACCGGCUAGCAGCAAUGCCACGUCCACCCCAGGCAGCAGCUCUACCCCUCGCUCCCGCAAACCCGGUGCCGUCAUCGAGAGCUUCGUGAAUCAUGCCCCUGGGGUCUUCUCAGGCACCUUCUCUGGCACACUGCAUCCCAACUGCCAAGACAGUAGUGGGCGGCCACGGCGAGACAUUGGCACCAUUCUGCAGAUACUCAAUGACCUCCUAAGUGCCACGCGGCAUUACCAGGGCAUGCCACCCUCCCUGACCCAGCUCCGCUGCCAUGCCCAGUGCUCACCUGCCUCACCAGCCCCCGACCUCACCCCCAAAACUACCUCCUGUGAGAAGCUGGGAGCCACUUCCCCCACCUCCCUGCUCCAGGGCCAGAGCCAGAUCAGAAUGUGCAAACCCCCUGGAGACCGUCUGCGACAGACAGAGAACCGCGCCACACGCUGCAAAGUGGAACGCCUCCAGCUCCUGCUGCAGCAGAAACGCCUGCGGAGGAAGGCGCGGCGGGACGCUCGGGGUCCCUACCACUGGACCCCCAGCCGUAAAGCUGGCCGCAGUGACAGCAGCAGCAGCAGCGGGGGCGGAGGUAGCCCCAGUGAGGCUGGAGGCUUGGGCCUGGACUUCGAGGACUCCGUCUGGAAGCCUGAAGUCAACCCGGACAUCCAGUCCGAGUUUGUAAUGGCUUAAAGGAUCCAGCCCCCUUGGGUCUAUCACAUCUCCACCCCAGACACGGGGCGGGUGGGGCACUGCAGCCUGGACGCUGAGCCCAGCUCUGGGGCAGGAGGUCACCUCCAUUGCCACUCACCAGCCUUUCUGAUUCUUUUUUAACUCUUCCCCUGGUUGCCCUGCAUCCCUGGUCACACGCCCAUCUCUUCCCUCACCAUGGUCGGUUCUGGUGGCCUCUGCGCCAGGGCUCUUCCCUCCCACCUUCUUCAGCUCCAAAUAUGUAGCAGUCUGUUCCCAGAUGCCCAGACGGAGGAAGCCACCCACCCCCAGCCCUUCCGUUCUGCCUAGCUCUUACCCACCCCCCUUCCAUAACCCAAUUCAGGUUUUUAACUCAAAAUGUAGAUUCUCCAAGAAGCACUUUACAGUUGAGGGUUGGGGACCCCAAGAUGAGUAUCUACCACCCCCACCCCCAUCUGCAGACUUGGCCUCCUUUCCAGGCCAGCUGGAUCCCUCCACCCCUUCCACCCCAGCUCACAGGGGAUACCUUUGUCCACAAUGCCUACUUAACUCCCAGCCUUCCUCUUGCCUCUCAGGCCUUCAAGUGCUACAACAACAGGCCUUCACCACUGCCUGGCUGGCCCCGCCCCCACUGUCCCCCCUCCCUCCCCACACCCACUUACUUCCCUAACCUUCCUUUCCCAGUGGAGCUUGGGGAGCUAUUUAUAGAUUUCAUUUCUGACUGAGCCAGUAGUGCUUGCUGUUCUCUAGGGAAGAAAAAAACUGGGGUAGGUGGUGGAGGGGGUCCAGAGAGACACCCCUGUACCUCUUGUCCCCGAGCCCACCUGCACCCAGGAAUGGGCAGUGGGUGCUGAGCUGUGAGUGCAUCAACCCCCUCCCCCACAGAGGGAGGGCGAGCUGCUGCCCCAAGUUGGCCUUACUGAUCAUGGGCGACUACCCUCCCCUCAACUGGGGCUUUUCAACAAGGGUAAUCUUGUGGGUAUUUUUUGUUUCCUCCACAUUUUUAAAUUUUGUGCUAAUGGGAUGUGUGCCCGCCCCCAACAUCUGUCAAUUUUGUCUAGGCUCCACCUGUCCUCAACUCCUUUGUUCUGUCUGUGAAGCCUGGUGUUUGCCUCAGUCUCCACCCCCACCCCCGUGUGUUUAACCUUAAUGGUUGGGAUGUGAACAGUGUUGGCCGUAGAUGUAAAGUUUUUUUGUGAAGGGUGGGUGGGGAGGGGAUUGAUUCCAGAGGGUAGAGGCCAAGAAUUUGGUUUAUUUUUUUCAAUCUUCUUUCCAAAAAGAAAAGGGAGGGGGAUACAUGGGUGCAUUUUUUUAAGCUGUCUUGGAUAUCUAUUUAAAUGUGUGUGUUUUUUGGUUUUUUAUGAUUUUUUUUAACUGCCUGUGAUGUGUCCCCUGAGCUGAGGGUGGAGGCCUCAGGCAGGAGCCUAGCCCACCCAUAGUUCCCUCUUUCCGCUGACGGACUUUCCCCCAGAUAGCAUUAGCCACCCUCGGGGAGAAAAUCCGGCUGUGGGGAUCCACCUCGCCCAAGUCUCCUUUUAUUGAAAUGAAAUUUGGGGGGGGGGGAGAAACCUUACACGAGCACCUAAUUUCAAAUAAACGGAAACGAGACGUGAA